This is a messenger RNA of Dovyalis caffra, 327 nucleotides long. Lineage: Eukaryota; Viridiplantae; Streptophyta; Magnoliopsida; Malpighiales; Salicaceae. The record is from the annotation of a GenBank genome assembly.
AUGGCAAAAGCGCUAGCUACGGUGGUAGAUGGCUUGGAAAAGAUGGCAGUGGCGCUGGCUACGGUGGUAGAUGGCUUGGGUUUCUUUGUUAGCACACUGCAGGGCCUCCAGGAGCGGCGGGUUUUGUCCACCAUCCAGGCUGUAACCUCUGCUAUCACGCGCAUGACCAUGCCGCUGACGCUGUGCUUCUUGGCCAUUCACAGACACGCCAGAGUAGCAGCAGUGAAUGAAGGAGACGACCGCCAUGGCCGACUAGUUGAGCAACAAGAUGAGAGGUGGUUGGAAGAGCGUUGUGACCCCUCCAUUGUCCUCUUCUACAAGGAUUGA